Vollenhovia emeryi is the source of this 2773-nucleotide messenger RNA. Its product is annotated as caveolin-3-like. Gene Ontology annotation, cellular component: caveola. Gene Ontology annotation, biological process: caveola assembly. Lineage: Eukaryota; Metazoa; Arthropoda; Insecta; Hymenoptera; Formicidae. Gene Ontology annotation, molecular function: molecular adaptor activity. The transcript is spliced from 3 exons. The coding region runs from base 1089 to 1622 and encodes 177 amino acids. The record is from RefSeq and is a predicted model, not a curated record.
UUCUCGCGAGUCGAUAAUCGCGCGAAACGCAAAGCGCGGACCGUCGGUCGUUUACGAGGGGGCAGGGGGAGAGGGUAAUAGAUACGAUCUGCGACUUUUCUAAAGGAAGUAGGGCAAAGUCGUAGUGUCGCGUAGUUUCUGGUCUACGUCUAGUUUCUGUCCCGACCGCCUCCGCAAUCCGCGUAAUUUUUUUACAUCCGCCGGGAAAUCAUUUCUCACCCUCGUGUCACCGCGGUAAAGCGCACGCGGCACUUCACUUUUCUUGAAGAACGGACGGAAUAUGAAACAGUUUGCUCUUCUCCCUCUCGUGACUUCGGGUCUAUAAAGGAUUUUAGCGCGACAUGUGUGCGUCGUUUAGCUAAACAGAGCAUAGUUUUUUUUUCAAGCUGAUCUUUUCAAUUCAACAAGUUUACGUCGAUAAUCCGCGCGACUUGUUAUCCAAGGGACAUCCGGUUUUUCUUUCCGAGACGACGAGAGAAUUCGCUACGCCGAUCGUCCUCGCAGGAGACGACGUCGCGACGCCACGUGCCGAUGUAUAUAAAAAAAAAUCCGCGACCUCGUCCCGCAAGUCCCGCUAUAGAAUCCGCUACCGAGUGCAACAGUUGAAGUCAAGGCGAGGGGAGUUUGAAAGUGUAGCCCCCGUUGCGUCUCGAAUCGAUACCCCGCGAUUACGCUAUACGUAAAUACGCGCCCCCCCAGAUUCGCCCCCGCAUUCGGCCGCGUGAUCGGCGGACGCGCGCCGCACGUCGCCGAGGGUCGCGCGAUCGCGCACCCUUGAUCGCAACCCUUUUGUCCUCCUCCCGUUCUCUCGAUCGAGAAGGGGGGGCGGGCAAUUCCGCUCGCCCGUCGCAGCCAGUGUAGCGCGCGGAUUUAUUAUUUAACGGGAAUAAUCGAUGGCCUAUGGAUACGUGUACCCGGGGUACGUAUCCCUCGCGAUAGUCGUCAUUUUCGCGAUGGUGACGCGCUGCGUGGCAGGGAAAGCCGCGCCUCGUCCUCGUCCUCGUCCUCGUAUGCCGCCGCGAGCCGGCGGCGCGUGAAACUCGCGGGAUCUCCCGGGCGGGAAUACGGCAAGCGUGACUCGGGGAACCAUGCUGGCGAGAUUCAGGAACAGCUUCCGCUGCGGCAUGCCCAAGUGCCCGACUAUCCGUAUUCCAGGGAUGGAGAAGCCGGAGUCCUCCGCGGCGGGCGAGAGCUCCGGGGAGCUCGAGGAUCGGGACCCCAACAGCCUGAAUCAGCAUCUUCAGGUGAUGUGGGACGACGUGAUCGGCGAGCCGGAAGGGAUCCGAAGUCCCGAGUGCGCCUGGCGGCUCAGCGGCCACUGCUUCCGGCUCUCCAGGGGAUGCUGCUACAUACUCCUCUCCGUUCUCGUAGCGCCGCUGCUCGCUCUGAUCUUGGGCUUCACGUUCGCCUGCCUCGCGUUUCAGCAUAUCUGGUGCCUCGCGCCGUGUCUGCGCGUAUGGAAGAUUACUUGCGCGGCGACGCGAAAUUUCUUGGCGGUGGUGACGCAGGCGAUCAUACGACCGCUCAUGGAGGGGGUGGGUUACCUCUGCUACAAUAUCCGUAUAUUCAAUCAGAGGCUGCCGGACGGCCCUCUCCAGAAGGACGACCUGCUGGUCGUGUAACUCGGCGAUCCCAGCGGCGACAUCGGCGUGCGCAACCCCUCGCCGUCGGGCUCGCGUGCCGUCGCACGCGACCUUCCGCCGGCGCGGUCCCCGCAUCCGUCUGAAACGUGAACUACUUUGUCGAUAGUGUUAUAGCGUUCGUAGUUAAGCGGCGAGAGAGACGAGAGGAGUCUAAUUAUAUAGAGAUACUUGCCGCGAGACGCGGCGCGCGAUGUGUCACACUGUAAUUAAUUUUACGUAAUAUCUUGAUGUAAAGUAUCGAGAAACGCCGACGGUCUAAAGUCUAGGAUAGGACACCGGCGACAUGCGCACGGGGCGGUGGUGUAUUUUUGUAGCUCGUAGUUGUGAUGGCGCGUCAAAGAAUUUUUUUUCCCCCCGUUAAACUAUCUGCAGUAUAGCGUGCGACGAGCCGCUGUUAAGUUAUACUAGUAAGUGUAAAGGUCUCCCGUGCUGGCCUUGUAGGAGUAUAAUAAUUUUAACUCGCGCGCGCAUGUCCCGGGGUGGUCGCAGAUCGGGAGCCAAGGAGCUCGUGUAGCAGGCCAGUCGAUAUUUUACGCGGGCCAGUCUUUUUGUCGUUUGCUCUUCGCCGUCCGCUCGUGAAUCCAAGACGAGCAGGUCUUGGUGCUUCGUCGGACGUGAGGACGAUUGUCCGAAUGGGAAGUGAUCGGGAAGCGCGAGCCGUCGAGCGGGACCCGUUCAGCAAAAUAUCAAAUCUGAAAUUCUAACUUAAUUGGGAAUGUGAGGUAUCGAAGGGGGAAAAAGUGCACACGCGGGGAGUAAAAUAAUUGUAUAAUAAGAGAUACAUAAAUGUGCAAGAGAGGUACACGUUUAUCGCGAGCGAAGAACGCAAAAUCCGAAGGAAAGAUCGGUCCACUUUCUGUACAAUCGUACAAUUAAUGUUACAAGCGCAAUCAAUGUUUCUUGAUAAAACGGUAAGAUAACACAGAGCUGUCGUACUUUCAAUACUCUAUAGAUUCAUGGCAUAUAUUUGCCAUCGUUACCAUCCUAUCAUUUUUUUUCCCCUUUGCAUUCGCAACCGUUGUAGACGCGAUUUGUGGAAGCUUCUCCACGACAUCGUAAUUUAGGAGUUGUACAUACGAAUCUUCUGUAAGAGAACUUUUGCAAAUAAAAUGUAGAACUUACACGAGAAA